This is a messenger RNA of Pneumocystis jirovecii RU7, 1596 nucleotides long. RefSeq lists its product as uncharacterized. Gene Ontology annotation, biological process: transcription initiation at RNA polymerase I promoter; nucleolar large rRNA transcription by RNA polymerase I. Bases 1 to 1596 code for a protein of 531 amino acids. Gene Ontology annotation, cellular component: RNA polymerase I upstream activating factor complex. Gene Ontology annotation, molecular function: rDNA binding; RNA polymerase I general transcription initiation factor activity. Lineage: Eukaryota; Fungi; Ascomycota; Pneumocystomycetes; Pneumocystales; Pneumocystaceae. The transcript is spliced from 3 exons. The record is from RefSeq and is a predicted model, not a curated record.
AUGGAUGAAGAGUCUAUUUUUUUUAAUAAAAAAUUCUGUGAAAAUGAAAAAGUAUUGAUUUCUGAUAAAUCUAUGGAUUAUCAAAAAAAGACUGAUGCACUAUUACGACUUAAAGGAUUGGUUCGUCGUAUAUUUAUGCUUCGUAGAUUUCGUCUAAAGCGUCGUUUCUUAGUUUCUAGACCAUUUAAUUUUGUAUAUUUGCAGCUUCUGAAUCAGGUGAUUAGAGAAACAGCAGCGGAUGUGGAUCUAGAAAUAACUAAGAAUGAUUUGGACCCAUCAAUAGUUUGUGGUAAUAUGUGGUCUUCUCUUGAAAAAGAAAAAUUUUUUAAGAGUUUAUCUCGUAGAAGUCGUCAUAAUCCCGAAGAUAUUGCAAGAGAUGUAGGUAGCAAAAGUGUUAUGCAAGUCAUAGGGUAUAUGAAUAUUUUGGAAGAAGAAUCUCAAAUGCUUCGUCUUUCUAAUAGAAAAUCUGGUGAAGAAGUUAGUCUUCGGCAUAUUCCUGCUGCAAUGGAAAUGAGUGAUAAAUGGAUUAAUGUUGAAGAGCAAGAAGCUAAAAAAAUACAAAAGUGGACUGAUAAGCUUCAGGAACGGCAAGAGAAAGUAACAUGGGGUCCAGAAUGGUCUUUUUUGGAGAAUAGAAAAACUCAUGAAAUAGAGAUGGCAUGGAAUUUUGUUAAUGAGUCAUUUAUUUCAAUUCAAGAACCUUUAUUUGAAGUUUCUCCUGAAAUAUGUUUUUUGCGUCCAAAGUCAUUUAUUGAGUUGUCAGAAAAAUUGUUUUUUAAUAGAGAUAUAGACUCUCCUUCGAAAGAAAUUGUAUUAUAUAGAACAACUUUAAUGCAUAUGUAUGAGCUUGCGCGAAGGUUAACAAGACGACUAGUACAAACAGUAUAUUUUAUAGCUCUUUCUAGGCUUCGUGCAGAAAGUUCGUCUAAUUUUCAUUCUCGAUAUGUUGUACGUUCAAAAGACGUACAAAUGGCUGUGGAUAUUCUUAGGCUUAAUAGGAAUUCUGAUAGUUAUUGGCUUAAUCUUCCAAGGAGAAUUAAAAUGACUGUAUUAGAUGAAAAUGGUCAAAAGUUAAAUUUUGAUCAAGUAGAGAAUAAACUUUCUAGGAUUCCUUUAAGUACUCUUCGAAGACGUGGGAAAGAAGUAUCCUUGUAUGACAGUUUUUCUUCUAUUAAGAAUAAACAUAUUGAUUUUGAGAAUAACUUUUCUACAGCGUUUUCUAUAACAGAUUGUUUUCAAGCUAAUAAUAGUGAAAAUACUAUAGAGAACUUAGACGAUCCUAAUCUUUUAAAAUCGUCUUUGUUAAGUAGUGUUCAAAAGAAUGCUGUUUUUAAUGAUAAUUAUGAUGAUUUGUCUGUAGAUGCUUCAGAAAGUUCUGAUGAUGAUGAAAUUGAUGAUAUGUUGGUAAAUGUAGAAGAUGAAUUUUUAGAAGUUUUAGAUGCUAAAAGGAGUGCAAUUAAUGAAUGUGAACUUUGGAGAAAGUUUUUAAAUUUUUAUAAGUUUGGAAAAAUUAAUAUUGUAUCACCAAAGUCUAGAUGGAUACGUUAUAUGGAUAUGAAAGAAAUGUAUGAAGAGAAAAUUUUGAUUUUUGAUUGA